Molecule: messenger RNA, 2719 nt
Organism: Macroventuria anomochaeta
Lineage: Eukaryota; Fungi; Ascomycota; Dothideomycetes; Pleosporales; Didymellaceae
Exons: 2
Coding region: 233-2713 (826 amino acids)
Molecular function (GO): protein binding
Source: RefSeq, a predicted model, not a curated record
GUGACGGAUCCGCGCGAGGACCGGGCGCGCAUUGAAGGUGACAAGGACCGGCUGCUCCGAGACUGCUACGCAUGGAUACUGGACGACGCCAGCUUCCAGCAAUGGAGGACGCAGGACGAGUCGCGGCUGUUGUGGAUCAAGAGCGACCCGGGCAAAGGCAAGACAAUGAUGACGAUGGGUCUGAUCGCUGAGUUGUCGCAAGGAGAAUAGAGCUAGGCCAUCGUCGGGGACAAUGUCGAAGAUGCUCGUGAAGCUAAAGCUCAAGUCGAAGCAGGAGGUCAAGAGCGCACCGAGGCAGCGUCUACUGACCUACUUCUUCUGCCAGAGCACGCGGCCAGAGCUCAACAACGCGGUGUCGGUCCUGCGAGGGCUCCUCUACCUGCUUAUUGAACAGAGAAAGGACUUAGUGCGCCACAUGCAGAAGCGUUUUGAGACGGUGGGUAGGCAACUGUUCGAAGGGCCAAACGCUGUGUAUGCGCUGAGGGAGAUACUGUCGAACAUGCUCAACGACGCUGCUCUGUCGCCGACGUACCUGCUUGUCGAUGCGCUCGACGAGUGCACGACUGGACUGCCUGAGCUUCUGCACGUCAUCACAGACACCAGCCUUGGGCAACGGUUGCGGGUCAAGCGGCUCGUGACGAGCCGCAAUAUACCCGAGAUUGAGCGAUAUCUGCAGCCGGACUCGCUCGGCAUCAAGGUGAGCCUCGAGGUGAGGGCGACCCAUGUGUCGCGAGCAGUGGCAGCGUUUGUUGACUACAAAGUGCGGCGACUGGCAGCUGUGCUUGGGUAUGAUACUAGAUUACAAGCAGAGGUGCAGCAGCAGCUCUGUGACAAGGCUGAAGGCACUUUUUUGUGGGUGUCGCUGGUGUGCAAAGAGCUGGAACGGGUGCCGCUCUACCGCACGCGAGAGGUGUUGCAGGCACUGCCGCCAGGACUCGACCCGUUAUAUGAUCGGAUGAUGGGGCAAGUCUUAGCGCAGGACGCAAGGACCGUGGCGUAUUGCAGGGCCAUUCUUCGUUCAAUCACUCUCGCUAUCCGGCCGCUGCAGCGUGAAGAGCUCGCCGUCGCUGCAGGUCUUCCCAGGGAUCAGUUCCACGACGUACAAGCAGUCGUCGACCUUGUCAGCCGCUGUGGCUCGUUCCUGACUGUUCGUGAAGGCGUUGUGUCGUUCAUUCACUUAUCUGCCAAAGACUACUUCACUGUGGGCAACGGCCGGCAGGUGUUUGAUAGCACACCAGCAGACGAGCAGGGACGGCUGACUGAGCGCCUGCUAGACGAGAUGGAUAGCGCGCUGCGGAGAGACAUGUGCGGCUUGCAGAAGCCUGGGGUGCGAACACUGGAGGCGACAAGCCGAGUCUGGGAUAGCUGCCUGCCGCAGAUCGCGUACGCAUGUGAGUACUGGGUCAAGCAUCUGCAGGCGGGCGGACAUCCUUGCAGCAGCCUCUUGGUGGACGGCGGCAAAGUGCACAGCUUCUUUCAGAAGCACUUGCUGCACUGGCUAGAGGCAAUGAGCCUGCUGCAAAAGAUGCCAGAAGCCAUACUUGCGCUGCAGCUGCUGCAGACAUCAGUAUGUGUAGCAGAAAGUAUGACGGUGUCGAACAUCGUGCACGAUGCGCUACGGUUCGCGAUGUGGAGCGGAUCUGGGAUCCAGGAAGCGCCGCUGCAAGUGUACUACGGCGCGUUGGUGUUUGCGCCAGAACAGAGCAUUGUCCGGUGUCAGUUUAGGCAGGAGAUGCCAGAGGGAGUGCACGUGAAGCGGGGACUGGAGGAAGACUGGGGGCCUCUACUGCAGACGCUCGAGGGCCAUACGGAAAAAGUCAACAGCGUGGCCUUCUCGGCAGAAGGCGAUCGACUGGCAUCGGCUUCAGUGGACAAGACGGUGCGGGUGUGGGAUGCGAAGACGGGGCAGCUGCUGCACACGCUCCAGGGCCAUACGCAGAUUGUCACCAGCGUGGCCUUUUCGGCAGCAGGCGAUCAACUGGCAUCGGCUUCGCGAGAUAAUAUGGUGCGGGUGUGGGAUGCGAAGACGGGGCAGCUGCUGCACACGCUCGAAGGCCAUAUAAGCGGUGUCACGAGCGUGGCUUUCUCGGCAAAAGGCAAUCAACUGGCAUCUGCUUCGUCGGAUAAGACGGUGCGAGUGUGGGAUGCGAAAAUGGGACAGUCGCUGCAGACGCUCGAGCGCCAUACGCAGAUUGUCACCAGUGUGGCCUUCUCGCCAGAUGGCGAUCGACUGGCAUCGGCUUCGUGGGAUAAGACAGUACGGGUGUGGGACGCGAAGACGGGACAGUCGCUGCGCGCGCUCGAGGGCCAUACAGACUAUGUCUGGAGCGUGGCCUUCUCGGCAGAAGGUGAUCGACUUGCAUCGGCUUCAGUGGACAAGACGGUGCGGGUGUGGGAUGCGAAGACGGGACAGUCGCUGCACACGUUCGAGCGUGUAGGAUGGGUUGGCAGUAUGGCCUUCUCUGGGGAUGGGUCACGCCUGCUUACAAACUGUGGGACAUUGUUGCUUCCACGACCAGCCUUAUCUGCAUCUGCUUCUUCACCUCAGGCGCCUGCAAAAACUAUCUUUGUCGCUGAGAGGUGGUUGACGGUAAAUGCAGAAGAUAUGAUUUGGAUACCUGCUGACUACCAACCGAGCUGUACUGCGAUGCACAACUAUUAUGUAGCAAUUGGCAACGGUUCUGGAGGAGUACUGCUGUUGGAGGUAGAAUAAGCGUAC